Molecule: messenger RNA, 1089 nt
Organism: Cucurbita moschata (crookneck pumpkin)
Lineage: Eukaryota; Viridiplantae; Streptophyta; Magnoliopsida; Cucurbitales; Cucurbitaceae
Product: proactivator polypeptide-like 1
Exons: 6
Coding region: 114-815 (233 amino acids)
Biological process (GO): lipid metabolic process
Source: RefSeq, a predicted model, not a curated record
UGAGUUCCAACCCAAUAGGACACGAACAAGUUCCAUCUUCUCUUUCGUACGCCCUCCGAAGAACGGAACCAGAGCCUGGCUGUCUGAGCCUCUCAUCGAAGGCAUCAGGUGCAAUGGAUUUGAGAUUUGGACUUGUCUUCCUUCUUGUAGUGUGUGCUGCUUGGGAUUGUGAUGCUAGAAAAUUGGCAUCAUCUGAUCAUGAGUCAAGCUACCUGGAGCUAGAGAAGGACGUGGAGGCUUCAUCUGAAGCUUCCAGCAAUCCCAAGAUAUGUAAACUUUGUGAGAGCUUGGUCAGUCAGGCAGUUGAAUACCUUGCAGAUAACAAUACCCAAAAUGAGAUCACUGGUAUUCUCCAGCAAACGUGCGCUGUAUUGGGCGUGUUCAAGGAGGAGUGCAUCAGUUUGGUGGACAACUAUGUUCCUCUCUUCUUCUCAGAGAUUUCCUCAAUUGAGCCUUCUAGCAUCUGCCAAUCAGCCCGCAUCUGUGAGCAAGUUACUAUAAUCUCCUCGCAGAUUCAGGAUAAUAGCUGUGGAUUCUGUCAAGAGACUAUUUCAAAAAUAUUGGAUAAGUUGAAAGAUCCCGACACACAGAUAGAGAUACUCCAGACGCUUCUGAAUAUGUGCGACUCCUUGGGGUAUCGUGUGAAACAGUGCAAGAAAUUAGUGUUUGAAUAUGGGCCUCUGAUCCUUGCCAAUUCGGAGAAAGUUCUAGAACAAACAAAUAUUUGCAAAGCUAUACAUGCUUGUCCAGCAGUAGCUGGUGGUGACAACACCACAUCAUCUGUUGGAACUGUGUCUUUGCUCGCCGACGCUUGAAUGUGCACACAAUCACGACGGAGGGAUCUACACGUCGUGUCUGAAUGAAAAUGGGUAAGAAAAUUACAUCUUCCUUGCCUUUCUCUGUCUGUUUAUGAAUCUAAUAUGAUAACAAUCCUUGUCCGUGGAUGGUCUGUGUAAUGUACAUGAUUUACAUUGAUAUGUGGAUAUAUAUGUCAUUGGCUAUUGCUAUUUCGAGCCGAUUGUUAGCAUUAAGGAACUUGGAAUUGUCCAUUUCAGUCUGCUGUAGCUACUCAAUUUGAAUUGUUGAUGA